Messenger RNA from Oncorhynchus tshawytscha (Chinook salmon), 5691 nucleotides. RefSeq names its product neutral amino acid transporter B(0). Lineage: Eukaryota; Metazoa; Chordata; Actinopteri; Salmoniformes; Salmonidae. Gene Ontology annotation, biological process: L-aspartate import across plasma membrane. Gene Ontology annotation, cellular component: plasma membrane. The record is from RefSeq and is a predicted model, not a curated record. The transcript has 8 exons. Gene Ontology annotation, molecular function: neutral L-amino acid transmembrane transporter activity; L-aspartate transmembrane transporter activity; symporter activity. The coding region runs from base 1097 to 2704 and encodes 535 amino acids.
UUUAUGUGCAUACAAAAACACACCUGUUGAAACAAAAAUAAAAUCUAAAAAUCAACUGGCAAUAGAACAUGCUGGGAAAUAUGACAAUGAUAGGUGGGGGUUUUGAGUGUGUGAUGAUUGUAUCUUCUUUAUAGUCAACAUUUUUGGUACAACAAUGUACCAUUAUACUAGAUUAUCUGCACAUGUACCCUAAAAGGUACGACACCAUGUUAUAUUAUAUAUGUACCUUGAAAUGUACAUUGUGUAUUUUAAUAUUUGUGUACCCCUGGGAACAAUACCGUACCCUUAACCGUAACCUUUUUUUCUGAGAGCGAAUGACAAGUUUAACGGGCUCCUGAGUGGCUCAGCGGGCUAAGGCACUGCAUCUCAAUGCAAAAGGUGUCCAUGGUUCAAAUCCAGGCUGUAUCACAUAUGGCCCUGAUUUGGAGUCUCAUAGGGUGACGCCCAGGUUUGGCCAGGGAAGGUAUCAUUUUAAAUAAGAAUUUGUUAACUGACUUGCCUAGUUAAAUAAAGAACAUUGUAUAUACAGUAUAUAUUUAUCACUGAGGCUGAUGCAAUCCAGCCCUUGUUGUAAUUUAGGGCAGUGAUAGGCAGUGAUAAUAUUAGUGUACUUCUAAUUGCUAAAAUCUAAUGUCAUUCAUGUCAUUUAAACAUGAACAUAAAAAUAAGCAUGAUUUAAUUGCUCAUUAUGUGUUUACUUAUUUGUCUCAUUGGAAUAUUUGAAUUGUGCAGUUAUGGUUUAGAAAAUGUCAAAUUAUAUUGCUCCUUUUCUAUUAGAUUUGUACAAUUAUUUUGGAUUUAGGACAGAUGGCCUAGGUAAAUGCCUUUUUUAUUAGGACUGGUUGGGGGACGCCACCCACCUGCAUGCAGGAGCCCGCCCCUGUGUGACGUCCUUACCAACGUGUCUAUUUCGUGGAGAGAUAGCGCGGUUCGGGUUAUAAAUUACGCGCUGAGAGGCACAGCAACACACGGACAACCCGGGCCAUUUCGUUAAAAUACAAGCCCAUUACUACCGCCAACAGACAAUAUAGUCAAACAUUUUCUUCAUAUUUCGUUCGUAUUUCGUUUCUUUUUUAAGGUACACUCAGGGCGCACAAUGGAAGAAAACAUGGAGGGGAAGGUAUCCAACGGAGAAGCGCAUCUUGAUGAGCCGGUAGCCAACGGACUCCGCCACAAGAAGUGUUCCAACGAGACAACCGUGGAGAAAAUAAAGAGGUUAGUCAUGGCCAACUUGCUGGUGAUUCUCACAGUGGCCGGGGUGAUCAUCGGGGUGUUCAUCGGACUUGGUGUGCGCCACAUGGAGCUGAGCAGGACACAGAUCCUCUACGUGGGCUUCCCAGGCGAGCUGCUCAUCCGGUUGUUGAAAAUGAUCAUCAUCCCCCUGGUGGUGUGCAGCCUGGUGUCCGGGGCGGCCAGCAUCGACCCCAAAGCUCUGGGCAAGCUGGGCGGCUGGGCGAUGAUUUUCUUUUUGGUCACCACUUUAAUUGCAUCAGCCAUUGGGGUGAUCAUGGCGUUCAUCAUCUCCCCCGGAUCAAACACCGGCUCCAAGCCAAUUUUGUCGGAUGACGGCGAGCUGCCCCAGGCCAAAGAAGUGGUGGACUCCUUCUUGGACCUGAUCAGAAACAUCUUCCCCUCCAACUUGGUGUCUGCUGCCUUUCAGUCUUACGCUACCAGUUACAAGUUUGUGACCAAGAAUGUCUCUAAUGGCUUGCCCAGCAUCACAGUGGAGAAGGUUCCCUUUGGCACAGACCAGGACGGUAUGAACAUCCUAGGACUGGUGGUGUUUGCCAUAGUGUUUGGUGUGGCCCUGAGGAAGCUGGGAGAGGAGGGAGAGAUCCUCAUCAAGUUCUUCAACUCCUUCAACGAGGCCACCAUGGUGCUGGUGUCCUGGAUCAUGUGGUAUGCCCCCCUUGGAAUCAUGUUCUUGGUAGCAGGGAAGAUCGUGGAGAUGGAGAACGUGGGAACGCUGUUUGCCAGCCUGGGCAAGUACAUCGCCUGCUGUAUCGUCGGCCACGCCGUCCACGGCCUGCUGGUCCUGCCGGGCAUCUACUUUAUCAUCACCCGCAAGAACCCCUACACCUUCCUGUGGGGCAUCUUCACCGCUCUGGCCACCAGCUUUGGAACCAGCUCCAGCUCUGCCACCCUGCCCCUGAUGAUGAAGUGCGUGGAGGAGAACAACGGUGUGUCGAAGCACAUCAGUCGUUUCAUUCUGCCCAUCGGUGCCACGGUGAACAUGGACGGUGCAGCGCUCUUCCAGUGUGUGGCGGCCGUCUUCAUCGCUCAGCUCAACAACAUCCCGCUCAACUUCAUCCAAGUCUUCACCAUCCUGGUGACAGCCACGGCGUCCAGUGUGGGAGCAGCGGGGAUCCCCGCGGGGGGCGUGCUGACGCUGGCCAUCAUCCUGGAGGCAGUGGGACUGCCCACCAGCGACAUCUCCCUCAUCCUCGCCGUCGACUGGCUCGUGGACCGUACCUGCACCAUUCUGAACGUGGAGGGCGACGCCUAUGGAGCCGGGCUGCUGCAGUGGUACGUGGACCGCUCUGACAAGCCCAGGGAGGGGCCGGAGCUAAGCGAGGUAAAGCUGGAGGAUGGCACGCCCGCCUUGCCGGAGCACUCGCCCCUCAUCGAGGAGAAGGAGAGCAGCAGGGGCGCGGGCGACGACACGGCGGCGGCUCGCGGCUCUGAGAAAGAGUCGGUCAUGUAGAUGGUUCGCUGACGUGUCAUCGAUGACCCUCCGUUUGACCCCUCAAUCAUGCCAGAAAGGAGGGGGAGAGGGCCUUUUUAGACUUCCAUUUAAAGACUAUUCCUCUCCUUGUGUCUUCUCUCUUUCUAAGCGAGACUGAGAGAUCCAGGUAGGGGGGGUUGGUGGGGGGGAGAAAGGAGAGCGUGAACAGAGGCUGUUCGGAUUUGAACGUGACAGUGUUUUUGAUUAAGGACUCUAGAUUGGAGUCCUUUGAAUGCUGCUUUGGUUCAGAAGAGCUGGCCCUGACUUCCACUCCCCUUUUAAAAUAUUUAUAACAGUAACCAGUCUUGAAAAGGCAAAUAUCUCCAUGUUUUCUAUAUCACAGCCGCAUGUACAAUUUGUUUCUCUGUGUAUGAAGUAGCCUGCACUAAUUCUCACUGUACUCUGUGAGAGUAGAUGAUGAAAAUUCCAAAGUUAUCACACAAGAUCCUCUGUACUGUAUGAUGUACCAAAUUAAGUUGAAUCCUAAAUGAUGUUCCACUGCUGGGAGAAAGGACUUUUCUCACACAAGAACUGUGGCUCUGCUCAAUGCUUCUAAUCUGUAGCUGUUUUUAUCCCAGACAUUUCAGUCAGGCUGGGGCCAAGCACAAGAGGGUUUGCACAGUCCAAAUGAAGGCUUCAUGUUCUCACAGUGGUUUUACAAUGUUAAAAGAAUGUGUGAGAGGUGUUGCAAUAGAGAUCCUAUUAAAUUACUAAGAGGGGAAAUGUCAUAUCUCAAAGUUUCAGAAUGGGACAAAAUGGCAGCCAUCUUGGUCAGGGCGAAAUCCAAAAACAGUCAUGGGAAUGAAUGGCAGUAGAGGCAUGGGUGAUGCAUUUCCUGCUUUUACUUAAGCAGGGGGGUAAGGCAUGUGAUACAUCAUGAAUUGUGCUAUAUUUGAGCUAGUGUAUGGCUGUGGAUCGACUGCAUUGUUUGAAUAGGAAUGUUGCCAUUUUAGCAGUUAAUUUGAAAAAAUGUAUAGGAUCAUUCCUCAAACUGACUGGCUAGCUAGCUAAUAGACACAUGGAGUGCAGAUCAAUUUUUGUUUUACACUAUAUUAUCACAGCACUGGCAAACCAUGGUUGACCACCUCCCUGACCAACAUGGCUGACAUUUGGACCUUGAUAAGAAGGUUAAUGUCCAUUCUAGUGUUCGAAUUCUUAAUUCUAUGGGUGUUGCCCUUCCUGUUCCUUCACUAGGCUAAGAGUCGCAGUAACCUAAUGUUGCAUGUCCUAUGUUUAUUGGGGAAUAGGACUUUUGGCAGACGAGUGGGAAGAUAAGUGGGGGGAGUUACAGUGAGCCAGUCUGAGGCAAUUUCAUUUAGAGGAAUACAUUCUGAAAUUCUAUUUGUGUCUAUGACAAAGGUGUAUCUUUUAAAGCAAGGGGUUAUUGACUGUAGGCCGUUUUAUCAAUUUGUGUUUAUUUCAUUACUUUUUUUUGUUUUUUGAAAUGUAUUUCUUGAAUCAGAUAUACUUCAAAGCAGACGAGGCCAGUGGCUGAGUAGGAACAUACUCGUCAGCCUCUUUUUGGAUCAGUUCUACUGUUUUAAAUUGUCUCCAAGCUGGCUUCCCUUCAUCAAGUGAAGAAUGUACCUUACCCAAAUCAUGAACACUUUUUUAAAAACAUUUUAUUUGUAGACUUAUUAACGUUAUUUGAAAGUUUAUUUUUGCUAGUUAUAUUUGAUGCUUUAAUAAUUUGUUGGUAAUCGCUUUUUAUACUCAAUGUUUAUCAUUCUGCACAGAGCCGCUUGAAAACCUUUUGGCGAGACGACAGCAUUUCUAUUUUAUUUAACUAGACAGGUCAGUCCCUAAGGGACUCCCGAUCACGGCCGGUUGUGAUACAGCCCGGGAUCAAACCCGGGUCUGUAGUGACACCUCUAGCACUGCAAUGCAGUUUUACCACUUCCAAUGCAGUUUCACCACUUUCAAAGCAGCAGCACCUAUGGGCCAGUUACUUGUGUUCCAGUUCAACACUUACCUGCUCUGUAAACUGUUUUCCUGAGCAAAAAUAAGCGACUAUAAAUCUACUCGCUGAGCUUAUUUAUUUUGGGGAAAGUUUUUAGCAUUCGUCUUGGCUAUCUUACUGUACUAGCCAGGUUGAUUAAGCAAUAAGGCCCGGGGGGGGGGUAUGGCCAAUAUACCACUGCUAAGGGCUGUUCUUAAGCACGACACAACGCGGAGUGCCUGGAUACAGCCCUUAGCCGUGGUAUGUUGGCAAUAUACCACAAACCCCAGAGGUGCCUUAUUGCUAUUAUAAACUGGUUACCAACGUAAUUAAAGCAGUAGAAAUGAAUGUUUUGUCAUGGCCGUGGUAUACGGUCUGAUAUACCACGGCUGUCAGCCAAUCACCAUUCAGGGCUCGAACCACCCAGUUUAUAAAAUCUCUUUUGGAACGUAAUUGUCUUAAAGGGACAGCGUCCUAUUUUGAGAUGUAAAACAAAUAUUCUCAAUUACAUACUUUUAAAGAAAAUAAGGGAAUGCAAUUAAUACAAUGCAGUUCUAAAGAAUAAAGUAAUGGCUUGUGUUGCGAAAUUAUAUUAAACAGAUUUUUUUAUACAUUUAAUAGCUGAGAGAAAGAGAGAGAAAGCGUGCCAACAUAUGGGCUCUGCAUGACCCCAGUGCAUCGAUUCUUUCAGGCCCAGUCACGCCGACUGGCCUAUUCGGGCCAGUGAGAUAAAAGCUAAUAGGCCGUCCUUGUAAAUAAGAAUUGGUUCUUAAAUUAACUGACUUGUCUAGUUAAAUAAAGGUAAAAAAAAUAAAAAAUGUUGGACCCUGCAAUAGCCUAUGAAUAGGGCCCAGACCAUGACCCGGUUCAGGCACCAGAAAAGACACCUAUGAAUUAUUUUGCUAUGCUACUUUUGAACCUGUGGUGCCACCUCUGAUUCUGCAGCUUGUCCCCCCCUGCUGUCUGUCUUUAUGUUUUGUGCAAUGCUUUAAAAAAAAAACAUUCCACAGGGUCUUUGGUGUGUGUG